CGUUUCCGCUGCGAGGACUGUUUUUCUGGCUCUGGGUGUGAAGGAGGAGAAUUCCUGUUUCUGAGUUUUAGAGGUAGAAUCUACAGUAAUGGCGGCUUCCCCUCAGAAAUCUCCUUCAUCCCCAAAAUCUCCGACCCCCAUCUCUCCCUCCUCCAGGAAGAAGGAUGACUCUUUUCUCGGGAAACUCGGAGGAACUCUGGCCAGAAGAAAAAAAGCGAAAGAAGUGUCGGAGCUGCAGGAGGAGGGGAUGAACGCCAUAAACCUGCCCCUGAGCCCCACUCCAUACGAGCUGCAUCCAGAGGACACCAUGCUGGAGGAGAACGAGGUACGCACCAUGGUGGACCCCAACUCCAAGAACGACCGCAAACUUCAGGAGCUGAUCAAGGUGCUUAUUGACUGGAUCAACGACGUGCUGGUGGGUGAAAGAAUCAUUGUGAAGGACCUGGCAGAGGAUUUAUAUGAUGGGCAGGUUCUGCAGAAGCUCUUUGAGAAGCUGGAGGGUGAGAAGCUGAACGUGGCAGAAGUGACGCAGUCUGAGAUCGCCCAGAAGCAGAAGCUGCAGACAGUUCUGGAGCGCAUCAAUGAUGCUCUAAAAGUCUCCACCAGGAACACUAAGUGGAACGUGGACUCGGUUCAUGCUAAAAGCAUGGUGGCCAUUCUGCACCUGCUGGUGGCGCUGUCUCAGCACUUCAGAGCUCCAAUCCGCCUGCCUGACCAUGUGUCCAUUCAGGUGGUGGUGGUUCAGAAACGAGAGGGAAUCCUUCAGUCCCGUCAGAUUCAGGAGGAGAUCACUGGCAAUACUGAGGCAUUAUCUGGCAGACAUGAACGUGAUGCUUUCGACACCCUGUUUGACCACGCCCCUGACAAGCUGAGCGUGGUGAAGAAGACUCUCAUCACCUUUGUCAACAAACAUCUGAAUAAGCUGAAUCUGGAAGUGGCUGAACUGGACACUCAGUUUGCAGAUGGUGUGUACCUGGUGCUUCUGAUGGGACUCCUGGAGGGCUACUUUGUUCCUCUCUACAAUUUCUUCCUCACUCCUGAAAACUUUGAACAAAAGGUGCAUAACGUGUCCUUCGCCUUCGAGCUGAUGCAGGAUGGUGGACUGGAAAGACCCAAACCCAGACCUGAAGAUAUCGUCAACUGCGACCUGAAGUCCACGCUUCGCGUUCUCUACAACCUUUUCACCAGAUACAGGCAUGUGGAGUGACUGGGCUAUGAGCAGGACCACUGAGGGGGGACACUGUCGGGACCACUGGCAACUUUGAGGAACCUCUGUGUUAACGAUGCUGUGGGGCUUUACUGUAGAGCACUGCAGUUCUGUGGCGUUCAUGACUACAGAACACUUUUAAUAUGCAGAACACUUCAGUACUGUGCGUGUGUGUGUCUGUGUGUGUGUCUGUGUGUGUGUCUGUGUGUGUGAACUGUAUGAUAUCUCCAAAACAUUUCCUUAAAAUACAGAUUUUUUUUUAGCGAUGCUAUAUAAAGAACCACUUUUGGUUCCAUAAAAUCACAAAUAAUCUGAACGUGCUACAAAGAAUCAUUGUUUUUCAAGAGCUGUAGCUAUGAAGAACAUUUCAGUUGUUAAGAAACCUGUAAAUUGACUAAUUUAAUCCUUAUUUCGAGAUGCAAAAUUGGUUUCCGUGGAACCAAUUUUGUUUAUCCGAUCACAUAUCUCAAAUAAAACCUUUAUAAAAAGGGUGAUACAGAGGGUUAUGUGGGAAGGGUUCCACAAAGAGCCAUUUUUGUUUAACAGCUGUUUGUAUGAAGCAGGGUUGCACAAAAUAUAUAUAUAUAUAUUUAAUUUGAGCAUUAUUCUAAUGUGUUCGUCAACAUAUUCCCAUCACAGGUCACAUUAAAUAACACUAACAAGUCAAAUUAAAUAAUAAACAUCAUUCUACAACUUUCUUGAUAUAAUAUAAAAUCAUUGAAUCAUGUAUUUACUCCAGUCUUGGCUACACAGGUUGCUUUAUUAAUAUCAUGACGUAUUAGGGUAUUUUAUAGACCCCACUGUAUUAUAAGGCACAGUAUUAAUAAACAUGAACAUCUGAUAUCUGGUCAAAUGAGGACUCUAUGUUAAUCUACACAGAUUUCGUUUAUGAAAACUGUUUAUUUGGGUCAGUAAAGCCCUUCUGUUUAUUUACAGGAAGCUUAGAUUUUCAAAUAUUGUUGGUGAACAGUGCAACACUGAGGAAACCUGAGUGUUCCAGUAACCCAGGGUGCUAUCAGCUAGCACAAAAGAGCUAGCCCUGCAGUUAGCGGCUAAUGCUUAUACUGCUCCAGUCUCAGUGCUGGAGAAACAUCACUGAAACUCCUGUAUAAAGCUGUAUUCAGCGGAGUGUCUUUACUGCUCCUUAAUACCUGACUGGCAAAAUUCAUACAUAAGGUGUACAUAGGUGCACUGAUGAUUUUUGGGAAAAUAAAAGGAUUUUAAGUGUGUCUUAUAGUGUGAAAAAUACGGUAGAUUAUUGACAUCUGGAGAACCUGCUAUAAAUUCCUGUAAUUUUCAAAAUAUCCUACUAUAAUCAUAUGUAGCAGAACAACAAAAUGUGUAUAUAUUUGUGCAGCCCUAGUAUGAACAACAUUUACAUUGGUAAAGAAAUGUUACAUUGACUCUUUUUUACACCUUUAAAAAAGGCUUUUCACACAUACACCUGCUUCACAAAUACACCUCCUUUUAUUAAAUGUUUCUAAUGGAACCAAACCUGGUGUUUUUAUGGAGAAAAAAAACCUUUGUAGCGCCUGUAAUUUAAUCACCUGUAUUGUUAAUUGAGUGUAGUAUUGGGAUUAUAUCACAACAGGCUGUGAUUGGGAGGAUAUUAAAACACAGUAUGGAGAGGCAGUAUUGUAGCAUUGCUAAACACUACGUUAUGUUGAGAAACACUAAUUAUUUGAACUGUGAUUGGUCAGGAUGCUCACAGAGGAUGGUUAGAGGAUUAGCUUUUUAAUUUAGCCUUCUUUAGAAUGAAAAGCCAGUGUUCUAAUAAUGAUUACUGUGUGUGUGUGUAUGUGUGUGUGUGUGUGUGAGAGAGAGAGAAAGAGAGAGAGAGAGAGAGCUCUGUUUAUUACACCCAUGUAAAAGCUUUAUUUUUCCUGUGUGAUGACCUGACUGAACUUGUGGAUGUUGUCAGGAUUUUUAUUUUUUUUGUCUCUUCUUUAUUCCAAAGUGCCUGAAAUAUUGUUCCUGACCAAUUGAAACUUUCCGUUUUUAUUGUAUUCUUGUUCUAACACUGUUUAAAAAAAAUAAUUAUCAAUGCAAUCCAAUAUCCAGUAGUGUAACUACAUGGAUGUACAGUUCUGUGCAAAUCAGACUACACACACUUCGUUAUUUGACCUGUUCCAUUCAGAACAUGCUAUUCAAUUUUUUGCCAUUAGAAAAUAAUGUCUUUAAAAAGCUACUUUUUAACAGUGACUGAACCAGAAUCAUCAAUCUCUCAAUGUAAUAUCAAUUUUACCUCUUGCAGCUUCUAUUCUGUAGGAAACACCAACUUCUCCAUAUGUCCUAAAACAAACAUAAGAAAACAUUUAAAGCAUAUUAUUUGAGUUGGGAUGUUUUGAUGGUUUUUACUUGCUUUUAAACAUUUUUAACACUACAGUUUUGGGUAAAUCUACUUUCUAACGCUUAUUGUUUUGAGAAUGAUUGAAUAACUUGUGCUUAAUUGCUGUUUUUGAUAGGAAGCUGAGUAAAGGGGUCAUCUUUGAUGACUUUUGCACAUCACUGUACAUCAGAGCUGGGAGAUGUUUUGUAUUAUCACUGUUCGUAUAUUAUAGACUGUAACCCUACAUCCUGCCCUAUUUUUAAUUAAUAGACUUAUAUAUGAAUAGAAUAUGUUCUAGCUGUAUGAUACAAAUAUAAGUGUCUUAACCUCUGACUGUAUAUGAGCAUGGACGCCAUGGUUCCUUUCCCUUCUGUUCUAUAGAAAUGACUUUUUGUAGGCCUGACCGCUUUUGCCAGGCCAAGUGUCCCAGACUGCCUUCAUUGAGUUUACCUUGCAGCCUAAACGACCAGAAGCAGGCAGGUUUUUCCACUAAAUAUCAAGAAAAUUGUCCUGUUCAGAGUCAUGUUUCAGCAUUAACAUUUUAAUGCAGUUUAUGCAUUCAUAAAUCAUACUAAAUUAUUUACAUAUCCAUACAUUUAUAGCUACUAUGGUCCAGUUUAACCCCAAGCUACUGCAAAAGAGUCAGCAUGAGCCAGUGACAAUUAUUUUUAUUUAUUUUUUCUAUUUGUUUCCCCAAUUUACACGGUCAAUUACGCAACCCACUCCUUAAGACUACCCCGAUCACUAGUGUACACCAACACCAGUGUGAACACUCGCACAUGCCUCCUCCGACACAUGUGAAAUCAGACUCCGCCUCUUUUCGAACUGCUGCUGAUGCAGCAUUGCCGUGUCGCAUCUUAGCACACUCGGAGGAAAGCGCAGCGACUCGGUUCUGAUACAUCAGCUCACAGACGCAGCCUUGUGCUGAUUGAUAUUACCCUGUGGAGUGAUGUGGUGAAAGAGCUCCAUCUGCCCACCCAGAGAGAGCAAAGCAAAUUGUGCUCUCUCAGGGCUCUGGCAGCUGAUUGCAAGCUACAGGGAUAGAAUUCGAACUGGGGAUCUCCUGAUCAUAGUGGCACCACUCAGAGCCCAGGAUAGUGGCAAUUUAAAGAAAGAAAAAUCAUGUUUUAAACUAUAUUUUGACUGUUCUGAGAACCUUGGCAUGUCUAACUACACUAACAAAAAUUAAAUCACAUUGGCCAUUUUACGUUAACAGCAGUCUUACUAGAAAAAACGGCAAAGUACUUCAUAUACAGUGUGUUGCCAUUAAAACAAAUACAUAUAAGGCUGGGCGGAGUUACACUACGUCUACUGCAACCAGUCAGCAGAGGCGUUAGAUUGUGUUGGCUAAUCUUUUCAGAGCUGUUUUAUACAGUCAUUGGUCUUAACCUAAUCUUAACUCAUUUGUUUUCUUGUAUUUAAGUGCCAUAUUCACUGCUUACUAACUGUAAUGCAUUUAAAUUACAGUCAGAAAUUGCUCCUCGAGUUUGGAGCGAAGACACUCAUAAACCUUGAGGUCAUUUCUUCAGUGGCUUUAUUGCACACGGCGGAUUAAUUUUUCAGUAAUAGCAGCAAUCUCCUAAUUUUAACCUUGCUUUAAAUUGGCGUCUGAUUCUAAGAGUUAUCUUUUGAAAAAAAUAAGCCACAGAGAGAGAUGCUUUUAUGAGUGCAUAGAAAUCCAUUCCAUCUGUCCACUUUACACACAAGGUCUCAGGCCUCAAUAAAGCCGACUGAAUCAUC
Molecule: messenger RNA, 5276 nt
Organism: Astyanax mexicanus (Mexican tetra)
Lineage: Eukaryota; Metazoa; Chordata; Actinopteri; Characiformes; Acestrorhamphidae
Gene: parvaa
Product: parvin, alpha a
Exons: 13
Coding region: 89-1207 (372 amino acids)
Biological process (GO): establishment or maintenance of cell polarity; cilium assembly; substrate adhesion-dependent cell spreading
Cellular component (GO): focal adhesion; cytoplasm; actin cytoskeleton
Molecular function (GO): actin binding
Source: RefSeq, a predicted model, not a curated record